GUCACACUCAUCGUAUGUGCGAUGAAAUGCACAAACAAUUUCUAAGGGUCAAUAGAAAUCUUGAUUUUGGUCACAAGAAAUUUGUUAUCAAUUGUGCGAAAGCUAAUAUUGGUCCGAUGAAGUCAUAUAAACUCUUUAAAGAGUCUGUUGGUGGAUAUAGCAAUAUUGGUGCGACUGCUGUAGAUUUCAAAAACUUUAAACGAGAUUUGAAGGCAUACAUUGAGGGUGUCGACGCUCAAAUGUUGAUUGACAAGUUAUUUAGAAAGGUUGAAGUGUGUUCAUAAUUUUACUUUGAUUAUGAUGUGGAUGAGAGUGAUCAGCUGACAAGGAUUUUCUGGGCGGAUCCGUUGGCUAGACAAAAUUUUUCUUAUUUUGGGGAUGUGGUUUCUUUUGAUUCAACAUUCAGUACAAACAGGUACAAUAUGGUUUUUGUGCCAUUCACCGGUGCAGACAAUCACCAAAAGUGCGUUACUUUUGCUGCUGGGUUAAUUUCGAAAGAAGAUGUAGACCCCUAUGUGUGGCUUUUGUCCCGAUUUAUCAAUGCGAUGGGCAGUGAACCAACAUGCGUAAUAACGGAUCAAGAUCCAGCUAUGCGCAUUGCUAUUGAAAAGGUAAUUCCUAACGUUAAACAUCGUUAUUGCAUGUGGCAUAUAAUGAACAAGUUGACAAGUAAAGUAGGUCCUGUGCCUAGUAAGGAUGUUGAUUUCUUGACAAGAAUUAAUGGUGUUGUGUGGAGUCACUAUUUAGAGCCCGCCGAGUUUGAGGCUAAAUGGAAUUCUAUUAUGGCUGAUUUUGACUUGUUGAACCACAAAUGGUUUGUGGACUUGUUCAAUCUUCGGAAGUUUUGGAUUCCGUCUUACUUUAGGAAUUUGUUCUUGGGAUGUUUGCUUCGAACAACUUCAAGAUCUGAAAGUGAGAAUAAUUUUUUUGGUGAGUUUACUAACCCUCACUUCAGCCUCAUUGAGUUUUACAUGCAAUUUGAAAGUGCAAUGGAUGUUCAACGCCAUAAUCAUGAUAAAUUAAAUUCAGGUUCCGAGUCCUAUAUUCCUGUUUUUAAAACCCCUCUACCCCUUGAAAAGCACGCUGCGGAGAUGUAUACUCUCACAGUAUUUUAUUUAGUGCAAGAUGAAAUUGCAUUUGCUUGUUUUAAUUGCCGUGUUCUUAGUGUGCAUGACCAUGACGGUAAUUUGGAUUAUGUUAUUCAAGAUGAACGUGGUAUGAUAUUCAAGGUAGAAUUCAAUGUUUCCGAUACAAAAGCAUCUUGCGAGUGCAAAUACUUUCUUCGAUUGGGGUUGGUGUGUAGACAUAUGUUUGUGGCUUUCAAAGACUCGAAGCUCAAUUGUAUUCCUCAGCACUAUGUUGUUAAUCGUUGGUGUAAAAAGCGUCUACUACGACCGCUACAUGGUAUACCAAAUGUUCUAGUUCAACAGUGUGCUGAAAUUGAAGAGAAGAAAAAAAUUAUGCAACAGGUUUGGACAGAUUUGCACUCUUGUGUUGCUCUAGCUGAAAAGGAUCUAAGCAGACUAAAACAAUUUGCAUCUGUGAUUAGUCAAGAAAAGCAUGCACUUCUAUCAUAUGACAAAAGUGAUCCACUCCCUACGACUAAGGAUUCCAUGAUCCAAUCUUUUUAUGGGGCAAGUAGGCCUUCUGAUGUUACUGUGUUGCCUCCUCAAAAUGCCAAAAAUAAAGGAUCUGGAAGGAGGAUUAAAGGUGCACGAGAGGUAUCCAUUGAAGAAAACAAGAGACCGAAGAGAUUGUGUAGGUCAUGUAACGAAAUGUGCAAUCAUGAUAGUAGAAAUUGUCCUUUAAACUAACUUCAAUAAGUGUUGUGUAAGACAUUUUUAUACUUUCGUAUUCAUGUGUAUUUAAGAAAUUUGAACACUUUUA
Messenger RNA from Cuscuta epithymum, 1887 nucleotides. The record is from the annotation of a GenBank genome assembly. NCBI's taxonomy places the organism in Eukaryota, Viridiplantae, Streptophyta, Magnoliopsida, Solanales, Convolvulaceae.